UCUCUCUCUCUCUCUCUCUCUCUCUCUUUCUAUUGAAAGUCCUAUAUUUCAGUCAACGCUCGGUGUAGGCAGUCCGGUUUGGUGCACUCAGCAGGGUAGAAGAAGAGCGGGAACACAGCAACACGAGGCCUAACCCACCUGUAUUCAUCUGAAAGCCACUACACAAAAACCAGCAUGGCAAACGUUGGUCCUUCUUUUGGUCUCUCCCGAGAGGUACAAAGCAAGAUUGAUAAGAAAUACGACUCAGAACUGGAGGAGAGGUUGGUGGAGUGGAUUGCCGUUCAGUGCGGCCCUGGAGUGGGCCGGCCUGAGCCGGCCAAGACCGGAUUCCAAAACUGGCUCAAGAACGGAUGUGUGCUGAGUGAGCUCAUCAACAGCCUGUAUCCCAGCAACAAGCCAAUAAAGAGCAUCAAGACCUCCGGCAUGGCCUUCAAGCAGAUGGAACAAAUAUCCAUGUUCCUCAAAGCAGCAGAAAACUAUGGAGUCACCAAAACGGACAUAUUUCAGACCGUAGACCUCUUUGAAGGAAAGGACAUGGCUGCUGUGCAGAGGACUUUGAUGGCUCUGGGUAAUUUGGCUGUCACAAAAAGCGAUGGGUGUUACAAAGGAGAUCCCAACUGGUUCCACAGGAAAGCCCAAGAGAACCGGAGAGAUUUCUCAGAGGAACAGCUGACUGAAGGCAAAAAUGUCAUCGGCCUGCAAAUGGGCACAAAUAGAGGAGCAUCUCAAGCUGGAAUGACGGGCUACGGGCGACCCCGGCAGAUCAUCAAUAACCCGUGAAUCCACGACACGCCUUCGUCUGCCCUCUGAAAGGCCAGAGAGGACCACGAGGAGAAGAGUAAUCUGACUGUUUGCGAGGAUAAACUGGACUAAAACGGGAACCUAAUAGGUCAUCUGCACGUACUUUAUGUUGAGCAGGCCUAGACAAAUAGAUACCCUGAAGUAAAGUUUUUCCUGAACAAUAACGCCAGUUAUUUUGCAUGUUUUAUCCCACUUCCUAUUAAAAAUAGUGUGCUUAACCAAAACCUUCCAAACAUACAGAGGUUUCAGUUCAUGAUCAAAUCAGCUUGCAUUUUACAUUUAGUUUGCAUUAUUCUUAUUUUUAGCAGCUCCAUCAUUGGAGCAUUCAAUUUCUAAACAUGAUCUACUGGUGCAUUUAAGAACACUCCUGUUUUGAACAUAUGAGACAUUUUAAUCAAUGAAACAACCAAAUCCCUUAUUUAUGUGUUACAGUCCAUGUAAUGUAGCUAUAAAUUCUUGGACUUCAGGUUGUACUUGAAUGCAUCCCGAAGGAUCAUUUUGAAAAAGUUCUGACAUAGUCAAUUGUAAGUCUUUUUAAAACGUGAAUCGCCAAACAUAGAAAACAGUCAUGUUUGUUUUUACUGCUCCACAACACGAUCAAUAUGUCGUACCUUCCUUUUAACGUUUAAUAACGUGGUGUAUACUGAGAAUGAUUUUGAAAUAAAGUUUGAUUUACAUUUAAAGAA
Pungitius pungitius (ninespine stickleback) is the source of this 1487-nucleotide messenger RNA. RefSeq names its product transgelin-like. Bases 175 to 780 code for a protein of 201 amino acids. Gene Ontology annotation, molecular function: actin filament binding. NCBI's taxonomy places the organism in Eukaryota, Metazoa, Chordata, Actinopteri, Perciformes, Gasterosteidae. Gene Ontology annotation, cellular component: actin cytoskeleton. Gene Ontology annotation, biological process: actin filament organization. The record is from RefSeq and is a predicted model, not a curated record. The transcript has 5 exons.